UGGGAUCGCUGGUAGCGUGAGUUGGGCUAGAGUAACAUUUAGAAAAAGCUAUGGAAGACAAAGCACAGAUACAAGAAGCGAUUAAAAUUCAAGGUGAAGUCGUUCGGAAAUUAAAAUCAGAGAAGGCGAGCAAAGAUCAGUGAUAGGGUUGCUUACCACUUUUCUCCUGUUCUUCCUGCCUGACCCCGGGUGACCUUGGCCUGUCACGCUCUCAUCACCACCAUCAUCACCAUCAUCUGCUUCACCAUCUGGUUGAUCCAACUCUCCUGGAUGGCACUACACAUCUACUGAUUUAAUGACACUGUAACUGGCUGCUGUAUAACACUGGAUGAUGCUGCACUCGUGAUGCACUCCUGAACUUUUUUUUGGUCCUACUUCUGGACUUUCUUUUUUUUUUUUUUAAUCCUUACAUUGUUCCUGUGCUGUGGGAUGACCAUGCUGGGCACAAUCUGUGUUCGUGCCUGCUCUGCUCUGGUGGGAUUUCGGGCCACCACGUGUGUCCGAUCUCUGCGCUCUUUCCCUGGGAUCACUGUGGCUCAGAUUGAUGAAGAAGUAGCUAAACUGCUGGAACUGAAGGCUCAAUUAGGAGAUGAUGGCAAAAACCAGUUUGUCCUCAAAACACCAAAGGGAACAAGAGACUACAACCCCAAACAGAUGGCAAUCAGAGAGAAAGUCUUCAACACCAUCAUCCACUGCUUUAAACGACACGGAGCAGAGACCAUCGACACACCUGUUUUUGAACUAAAGGAAACAUUGACUGGGAAGUAUGGAGAAGAUUCCAAGCUCAUCUACGACCUCAAGGAUCAAGGAGGAGAGCUGCUGUCCCUCAGAUAUGAUCUCACUGUACCCUUCGCCCGCUACCUUGCCAUGAACAAGAUAACCAACAUCAAGCGCUACCACAUCGCAAAGGUCUAUCGCCGCGACAACCCAGCUAUGACCCGCGGACGUUACCGAGAGUUUUACCAAUGUGAUUUUGACAUAGCGGGGCAAUAUGACGCCAUGAUCCCAGAUGCUGAGUGUCUAAAGAUUGUAUAUGAGAUCCUCAGUGAGCUGGACCUCGGAGACUUUCGUAUUAAGGUAAAUGACAGACGCAUCCUUGAUGGGAUGUUUGCUGUGUGCGGUGUUCCCGAUGACAAGUUCCGCACCAUCUGUUCAACAGUGGAUAAACUGGACAAGAUGUCUUGGGAGGAUGUGAGGAAGGAGAUGGUGAAUGAAAAGGGCUUAUCAGAGGAGGCUGCAGACCAAAUCGGGGAGUAUGUCAGCAUGCAGGGUGGGAUGGACCUGGCUGAGCACCUCCUUCAGGACCAGAAAAUGUCUCAGAGUAAGCAGGCCUGCAGUGGCCUUUCAGACAUCAAGCUGCUCUUCAGCUACCUACAGCUUUUCCACAUCACAGACAAGGUGGUGUUUGACCUUAGUCUGGCCCGGGGUCUGGACUAUUACACCGGAGUGAUUUAUGAGGCAGUGCUGACUCAGGCAGGCGUAGCCCCAGCCUCUAAUGAAGCCCAGAAUGGGGCAAAUGCAGAAGAAAGCGUCAGCGUGGGCAGCGUGGCCGGAGGGGGCCGAUACGACGGCCUGGUGGGCAUGUUCGACCCCAAGGGCAGGAAAGUCCCCUGUGUGGGUGUCAGCAUCGGCAUAGAAAGGAUCUUCUCCAUCAUGGAGCAGAAGGCUGAGGCCUCAGCACAGAAAGUGCGCACCACAGAGGUUCAGGUCAUGGUAGCAUCUGCUCAGAAGAACCUGCUGGAGGAGAGACUUCGACUCGUCACCGAGCUCUGGAAUGCUGGCAUCAAGGCAGAGGUGAUGUACAAGAAAAACCCCAAACUGCUGAGUCAGCUGCAGCACUGUGAGGAAGCGGGCAUCCCCCUUGUGGCUAUAUUAGGAGAGCAGGAGCUGAAAGAUGGAGUGGUCAAACUGCGUGUGGUGGCAACCAGAGAGGAGGUGGAUAUAUCCAGAUCUGAGCUUAUCAAUGAGAUCAGGAGGAGGACCUCGGAGGCCUAGCUGCUCCCCGGUGCGCUGCCAUAACCCCACCCGCUUCAUCUGAUUGGCUCUAAUUCUUGUGCAGAAUUCCUUGCCCGGUCCACUACAGAACAUGACAGACACACACACAUACACACACACACACAAACACACACGUGGACUGGUGCUGUGCAGAGCAUGUAGUGCUCGUGAACACAGCAGGAGGCUAACAGGGAGCAUGCUGUCCAUGUGAAAGUCUCAUGUAACUUGCUGUCGGCGUUCAUAUUGUUCAAUAUCAAGCUCAGGUGAUGAGGUCAUAGAUGUUAAUCACACCAAAACAGUACACUAUCAAAAAUGACAUACAUACCUGUAGUGUCCGGGACCAAGGGUGAAAAACUGUUACACAUUUACUUUCUACAUGAAUAGUUAUGACUUACUGCAAUUACAGUUCUUACUAAAAUGCUCAUUUUGGUCUGUAUAAAAUCUACUGUACUGCCAAAUGUCUGGAAUAAAGUAUCCUUCAUUUUGCUCUAAA
Messenger RNA from Archocentrus centrarchus (flier cichlid), 2488 nucleotides. RefSeq names its product histidine--tRNA ligase, cytoplasmic-like. The record is from RefSeq and is a predicted model, not a curated record. Bases 430 to 1995 code for a protein of 521 amino acids. Gene Ontology annotation, molecular function: ATP binding; RNA binding; identical protein binding. Lineage: Eukaryota; Metazoa; Chordata; Actinopteri; Cichliformes; Cichlidae. The transcript has 14 exons. Gene Ontology annotation, cellular component: cytoplasm; mitochondrion; cytosol. Gene Ontology annotation, biological process: histidyl-tRNA aminoacylation; mitochondrial translation.